AAAUCUAGGAAUUUUGUUCAGAAAAGUUCCGCACUUUGUCUUUGCGGCAGCCUGAGAGUUGUGUGUCACCGGAGUUUUGUGCUUUCAAAUUCGGAGCUCCAAUUCGGAAGAAAUGGGUCGUUCUCGGGCUGUUCAUCAAUCCACCGAUGAUGAUCCAAGCCAGAGGUCUAAGAGAAAAAGGGCAGCACCAAAUGUGGAGAGUUUUGAUACUGCAGCUACUGGCCAAAUAUUGACUGAAGGGAAAAAGGCUUUGUACCAUUGCAAUUAUUGCAAUAAAGACAUAUCUGGAAGGAUUCGGAUUAAAUGUGUUGUGUGCUCUGACUUUGAUCUUUGUGUGGAAUGCUUUUCUGUUGGAGCAGAAGUUCAGCCUCACAAAAGCAAUCAUCUGUAUAGGGUUAUGGAUAACCUGUCAUUUCCUCUCAUAUGUGCUGACUGGAAUGCUGAUGAGGAAAUGUUACUUCUAGAGGGUUUGGAAAUGUACGGAUUGGCAAACUGGGCUGAAGUUGCCGAACAUGUUGGAACAAAGAGUAAAUUGCAGUGUAUUGACCACUAUAAGUCCACAUAUAUUAGUUCUCCUUGUUUUCCACUUCCGGACAUGUCUCAUGUUAUGGGAAAGAACAGAGAGGAACUUCUUGCCAUGGCCAAGGAUCAAGGAUAUGCAGCUCCCGGGGGAGUUAAUGUUAAAGAAGAGUCUCCAUUCUCUGCAGGAAUCAAGAUGGAAGAUCAAAGGGAAGAAAAUUCAACUGGACUUGCGUCAGUUGGAGGCUCUGCUUCUGGUACAUUAGCAGGAGCUGGAAAGAGGACAUCUAGCUUACUUCAUAGUAAGGAGAAUCAUGAUAGCAUCAAAGUGGAAGGUUGUCCUGCAGACAGGAGUGUCGGAGAGAAAAAGCCUAGGUCAUCAGUGGAUGAGGGGCCUUCUAUGACAGAAUUAAGUGGUUAUAAUUCCAAGAGAGAGGAGUUUGAAAUUGAAUACGAUAAUGAUGCUGAGCAGAUGGUGGCUGAUAUGGAAUUUAAAGAGACAGAUAGCAAUGCUGAACGUGAACUGAAACUUCGGGUAUUGCGUAUAUACAAUAAAAGGCUUGAUGAGAGGAAACGUAGGAAGGAUUUUAUUUUGGAAAGAAAACUACUUCAUCCUGAUCCUUUUGAGAAAGACCUCACCCCGGAGGAGAAGGACAUAUGCCGUCGUUAUAGGGUGUUCAUGCGUUUUAGUUCAAAAGAGGAGCAUGAGGAUUUCCUUAGGAGCAUAAUCGAGGAGCACCGGAUAGUUAAACGAAUACGAGAUCUUCAGGAUGCCCGAAUUGCUGGUUGCCGAACUUUAGCUGAGGCAGAAAGAUAUGUUGAACAAAAGAGAAUGCGGGAAUCUGAAGAAAAUGUACGUAGACUAAAGGAGAACUCCCAGAGUGGCCCAAGUGGCAAAUAUUUGCAAAGAGCAGGUCACUUUAAAGUGGAGCAUGACAGCAGCCCUAGAGGAGUUGGUAGAGGCCCUGAAAUGAUGGAUUGUUGCAAUGACUUAUCAUCAACCACCGCACCACAUGGUGUUGGAAGUGCUGUAGACAUUUGGGAUGUCAGUGGCUUUUCAGGGGCUGAGUUGCUCUCAGAAGCUGAAAAAAAGCUUUGUGAUGAGAUGAGAAUCCUGCCGGCUCAUUAUCUAAACAUGUCUCAAACCAUGUCCAUGGGGAUCUUUAAUGGCAACAUCACCAAGAAAUCUGAUGCGCAUGGUCUAUUCAAUGUUGAUCCGAAUAAGGUGGACAAAGUGUAUGAGAUGCUUGUUAAAAAGGGCCUGGCUCAAGCAUAAUGUUGCUACUUUACAGGUUCAACCAUGAUUUUACUAAUUUUCUACCAAAAUUGGCAAUGA
Solanum verrucosum is the source of this 1855-nucleotide messenger RNA. RefSeq names its product transcriptional adapter ADA2-like. The transcript is spliced from 13 exons. Bases 113 to 1795 code for a protein of 560 amino acids. Lineage: Eukaryota; Viridiplantae; Streptophyta; Magnoliopsida; Solanales; Solanaceae. Gene Ontology annotation, biological process: chromatin remodeling; regulation of transcription by RNA polymerase II. The record is from RefSeq and is a predicted model, not a curated record. Gene Ontology annotation, cellular component: nucleus. Gene Ontology annotation, molecular function: transcription coactivator activity; chromatin binding; protein binding.